Molecule: messenger RNA, 2320 nt
Organism: Teleopsis dalmanni
Lineage: Eukaryota; Metazoa; Arthropoda; Insecta; Diptera; Diopsidae
Product: nibrin-like
Exons: 5
Coding region: 235-2280 (681 amino acids)
Biological process (GO): double-strand break repair via homologous recombination; mitotic G2 DNA damage checkpoint signaling
Cellular component (GO): Mre11 complex
Molecular function (GO): damaged DNA binding; protein binding
Source: RefSeq, a predicted model, not a curated record
AAAAUGUGCAAAGUUUCUGGGGCAACAAAAUGGAAACGAAGCAACACAACAGCAAUAAUUUGACAGUUGACAACAGCGCCAUCUGAAGCAACACACACCUGCUUGAUGGGUAAUGUUUGACACAUAAUUACAAUAAGUAUGGUUCGCCUUUAAACUGUCAGUGCAGAAGGCGCGCGACUGACUACAAAAUUUCACAAUUUUUGAUUCUAAUAAAUUUAAGGAUUUUUAUACGAUAUGUGGAUAAUUAAAAAACAGGAUACAGAUGAAACCUUCACUCUUAUUUCGGAAAAAAAUAAUUAUACUGUGGGUCGAACAAGUGCAGAUUUGGUAUUGUCUCAUGAUAAUUCAAUAAGUCGUUCCCAUUCGAUUUUACGUAUUAUCGUUAGCGAUAAAGAGACACUAGCAUUAGAAGAUAUUGGAUCUAAAUACGGGACUUUUAUCAAUGAAAAUAUAGAAAAUAGCGUUAAACUUAACCAAGGAGAACAACAGGAAUUAUCAGAUGGGGAUCGUGUCAGGUUUGGCGUUUUCAAAAAUAUUUGGCAUGUCUCACAUGCACCCAUCAUUAGUGCAAUAUCUGGAUUGUCUUCAGGAGAUGCUAAAAUAUUGGAACAUUAUAUGUCUAUUUUAGGAGGAAAACUUGUAGAUAAAUGGGAUAUGAAAUGUACUCACUUAACAAUGAAGGAAUUCAGAUUGACUGUGAAAGCAUUACACGCCUUAGUUGAACAGAGACCAAUCGUUACUCUUGACUACUGGCGAAAUUUUGUGGACGCUGCACGUCGUGGACGUAGUACACUCCCCCAACCUAAUGAAUACAAGCCUAUAAAUAGCAAUGAUUUGAUGGGACAUAAUCUAGAUUGCACAAUAACACCGGCUCGUAAAACUGUUUUCAGCGGUAUGACAUUUGUGUUUAUGAAUGCGAACCAGCUUGAAUUAUAUGGACCCAUUAUAAUUAAAGCCGGUGGAGCUACAAGAGAUCUAAAAUCUGGUGUGCAAAAAUCGUUUUUACUUAAAAGUAACGUAGUUGUUUUGCAAUAUGUGCCCUCUACCCAAUCGCAAGGUACGCAAACGAUUAAUGUCAUUGAGAACUAUUUAGAAACUAAUAAUCUACGUUUUAUACCUGAAUAUGAAAUUGGACUAGCAAUUGUACACUGUUCUACAGAAAAAUUCUGCAAUCCUUCUUAUAAGGUUAUAAAUGGCCUAAUACCCUCAACAAGUUCCAUGGGUUUAUCUCCUAAUACAUGUCUUGUUAAAAAUACUGAAGCUACUCAGAGUAACGCUAGUGAACGUACUGAAUUAUUUCUACUUGAAACAGAAAAGAUCGGUGUGAAUGAUGAUGGCAAAUCCGGGAGCAAACAAAAUCCAAUAUUAGAUGAUGAAAGUAUGUCUCCUAUUCGUGUUACUGAAAGUGCGGAAGAAAAUAUGCAUUCAAAACGUAAACGGAACAAAAUUAAUCAAAUUGUUAGCGAUGACAGUGAUGACAGUAAUGAAGAAGAGAAUUUAUUUCAAUUAAAAAAAAGAAUGCAAACAAUGGAUAAAGUAACUGGCAAAAAAUCUCCCAUUAAAAACGUAAUUUCCAAACCGAAACCAAAGCCUUUACCUAUUAUAACUACACGGAAAGAAAAAACUACAGUUGAAGGUUUUCAGCAAAAAUCAGGUGUGCAAGUAGAUAAUUCGCCACCACGGAGCAGUAAUACAGCUCAUUUGGAGACGCAGCAACCCUAUAAACGUCCAAUCAUAGCAGUACUUACUGAUAAUGAUGAUAGUGAUGAUGACCUGUUUAAUUUUGGUGGCGGGCCAUUAAAAAAAAUAUGUUUACAAGAUAAAGGUUUCGGUGAAGAACUUUACGAUGUACGAAAUAAACAUAAUGAUAGAGUUGAUCACGCACCAGUUGCUGUACCUACAACAGAACAAUUAAAAAAACCUGUAUUUGUUUUGCCAAAGCCAAAGCCUCUGCCACAAAAAGUGAGUAUAACUGGUUGGUUGUCCUGUGGUAAAACUAUUAAAGAUGAAGAACUUGAUAUGAAAAAUGAGAAUAGUACAGAUGAAAAACAUCAAUUUAUUGAAUCAUUUAAAAAUGCUUUCAUAGUACAAGUGAAAAAGCUGAUAAUAUCUAAACCUUUAGAAGAUCUUUCAUCGUUACAACUUACAUUAAACAAUUCAAAAAACAAUGGAACUCCUAAUUUUAAAAAAUUUGUUAAGACUAAAAAUCUCAGACCGCAGCAAAGAAUCGUACCAACUCAUCCAGUAUCACUUCGGAGUUUGUUAUUAAAUCAAUCAUAAAAUUCGGAAUUCCUUAAUUUUUUAAAACAGAUAUAUAUUU